AUGGAUGCGGGGGACACCAUGGAGAGGGGCGUGCGUGCUCCGCUCCGGCCUAAGCCGCUCGCUCUUCCGUCAGGCCUGAGACGCUCUCCUUCCCUGGGCACGCCACGCCUGCCGACACCCUGCACGCCGCGCUCCCCCUUCCUGAUCACUCCACACCGGCUGGCAUCCUUCACGCCGGAUCGUCAGCGAUCAAUUGGAGCGAGGAGCCAUGAAGACAUGGAAAAGACUCAGGGGCCAGAGACUCAGGACGACAACAUGCAAGUGCCGCUCCUUAAUGAUAAAAAUUGCACCGGCAGCAAGGCGCCAUUGGUAGUUCUCGGGUUCGAGUGCUUGGAGAGCACAGCGUUCAAUGGCAUCUCGACCAACCUGGUGAUGUACCUGGAGACCGUCCUCCACGGCAGCAACGUGGCCAGCGCCUCCAACGUCACCAUGUGGUUCGGCACUAGCUACAUGAUACCAGUCUUCGGCGCCAUCAUCGCCGACGCCUUCUGGGGCAACUACAACACCAUCCUCGUCUCCCUCGCCAUCUACCUUCUUGUAUGGGAUGAUUCUGGUGACCUUAUCGGCGUUCCUGCCGACGGCUACGGUGCUCGGCGGCUCCUCGGUGUUCGGCGCGCACACUGUGGCGUUCGUGGGGCUUUACCUCGUCGCGAUCGGGAGCGGCGGGUGCGGUCGUCGCUGCUGCCGUUCGGCGCGGAGCAGUUCGACGACGACAAUGUGGUGGACCGCGAGAACAAGAUGUCCUUCUUCAGCUGGUUCUACCUCUGCGUCGACUUUGGCCCGAUCGUCUCCGGCCUGUUCAUCGUGUGGAUCCAGGAGAACGUCAGCUGGGGCCUCGGCUUCGGCAUCGCUACCGCCUGCAUCGCGCUGGCCUUCGGCGCCUUCGUGCUCGCCACGCCCAUGUACAAGCGCCCGAUGCCCACCGCCAAGGCGGCGGCCGUCAUCUCCGACUCCGAGACGGGCUUGAAGGAGAUAUCAGAGGAGGCGGCGGGCUCGUCGCAGAAGCUCCGCGCCGCGACGAAGGCAGAGGAGUUCAAGAUCCUGCUGGGGCUGCUGCCCAUCUGGGCGACCAGCAUCAUCGUCUCCUCGGCGUACACGCAGAUGAACACCACCUUCAUCCAGCAGGGCAGCGCCAUGAACGUGUCCGUCCUGUCGGUGCAGGUGCCACCGGCGUCGAUGGGCUCGUUCGAGGUGGUCUGCGUCCUCCUAUGGGUGCUGCUCUACGGCCAGGUGAUCGUGCCCGCGCUGCGGGGAUGCGGGUUCUCGUUCGGCGGCGACGGCGAACCGUCCCAGCUGCAGCGCAUGGGCGCCGGCCGGCUCAUCAUGGCCCUGGCCAUGGCGGUCGCGGCGCUCGUGGAGACGAAGCGGCUCGGCAGCGCGGCGCGCGGGGAGGAGAUCGCCAUCGCGUGGCAGAUCCCACAGUACUUCUUCCUGGCCGGCGCGGAGGUGCUCUGCUACAUCGCGCAGCUGGAGUUCUUCUACGAAGAGGCGCCGGACACCAUGAAGAGCAUGUGCACGUCGCUCGCGCUGCUCACCAUCGCGUUGGGCAGCUACCUCAGCUCCUUCAUCUACGCUAUCGUGGCAGCAUUCACGGCCACGGCGGACAGUCCCGGCGGGUGGAUCUCGGACAACCUCAACCAGGGCCAUCUCGACUACUUCUUCUGGACCAUGGCCGCCAUUUGCACGCUCAACUUCGUCGUGUACAGCGUGUUCGCCGGGAACUACAAGCCCAAGAGUCAAGACUAUGCUCUCAUGACGUGA
Miscanthus lutarioriparius is the source of this 1761-nucleotide messenger RNA. Lineage: Eukaryota; Viridiplantae; Streptophyta; Magnoliopsida; Poales; Poaceae. The record is from the annotation of a GenBank genome assembly.